This is a messenger RNA of Pungitius pungitius (ninespine stickleback), 3716 nucleotides long. RefSeq names its product SHC (Src homology 2 domain containing) transforming protein 2 (gene shc2). Lineage: Eukaryota; Metazoa; Chordata; Actinopteri; Perciformes; Gasterosteidae. Gene Ontology annotation, biological process: intracellular signal transduction; cell surface receptor protein tyrosine kinase signaling pathway. The record is from RefSeq and is a predicted model, not a curated record. Gene Ontology annotation, cellular component: plasma membrane. Gene Ontology annotation, molecular function: receptor tyrosine kinase binding.
AUGCUCCUUAAGCCAAAGUAUGGCCGCUUUCGCAACGAGUCUGUGACCUCCUCCGACGACCUGAUGCAGAGCUUAGCCAUGAGUGGCAAAGUCGUGGCCACGCCGGUGGUCUCCUCCUCCGUCACGAGCCUCCCCCUGCCUCCUCUGCCUCCGCUGGACCACUCCGCCAGAUCGUCCUCCUCUGCCGGGGCUGCCGCCCUGGCCGACUCCCCUUGCCUGGAUGGGGAACAGGACGCCACCACAACCUUCUGCAUGCUCAUCCCCAAGAUGCCCCAGUGGAAGUUCUCCAACUCCCUGCUCAGCCGCAGCCCGUCCAACUCCGGCUCCGGCACCGGCAAGGACUCGGGGAAGGCGGCUCCUUCCCAGACCUCUUCCUCGCACAGCUCGUCGUCACACAGGCACAGCGGCGCGGCCUCAGCCGCCGGCCCCGCCGCCACCCUGGCGGCCGUGCUCACCUCGUGCGACCCCGGGUGUGUCACGCCGUGCUCCUUGCAGGCCAUGCGAGGGCAGCGGGCGGUUGCGGCGGCGAACUCGGCCCAUCAGGGGGGCCACGGAUUUGGGGCCACAGAGGCCACGGCCAGCCCGGCGGGCUCCAGCGGCUCCCGGUCGGGAAUGAGCCGCAGGACGAGGGUGGAAGGCAUGUGGCUCGGGGGAGAGGACUUGGCCCAGAAGGGGGGCUUCAUCCACAAACCCUCUCAGGGCUGGCUGCACCCUGACAGGAAGAUAGCGGGACCAGGGGCCUCGUAUAUUGUCAGGUACAUGGGCUGCAUUGAGGUACUGAAGUCAAUGCGCUCCCUGGACUUCAACACGCGGACUCAGGUGACCAGGGAAGCCAUCAACAGGCUGUGUGACACUGUGCCAGGCGGAAAGGGGGCGUGGAGGAAGAAGGCCCAAAACAAAGCUCUCCAGUCCGUGAUGGGGAAGAGUAACCUGCGAUUUGCUGGCAUGAGUAUUGCAGUCAAUAUUUCCAUAGAGGGCCUUGGUCUGCUAAUCCCGACCACACGACAGGUGAUAGCGCACCACCCCAUGCAGUCCAUCUCCUUCGCCUCUGGAGGAGACACAGACACGCCUGAUUAUGUGGCGUACGUGGCCAAAGAUCCAGUGAAUCAGAGAGCGUGUCACAUCCUGGAGUGCGCGGACGGGUUAGCCCAGGGAGUCAUCAGCACCAUCGGACAGGCCUUCGAGCUGCAGUUCAAACAGUACCUGCACAGUCCUCCCAAAACCCUGGCGCCUGUGGAGAGGUCUGCCAGGACGGAGGAGGCGAUGUGGGCGGAGGACGAGGACUUCUCUCAGCACGAUUACUACAACAGCAUCCCGGGGAAGGAGCCCCCCGUCGGGGGGGUGGUGGACUCCAGACUCAGGCCCACCGCGGCUCUGCUGGGUCACAUCCACACACAGCCGCAGAGCAAGACGCCAGCGCAGACGGGGUCCCCCGGGAGGAGGGAGCAGGCGUCUUAUCCCCCAGGUCAGCUGUGCUACGAACUGCACUGGGACACUGAGGCCACCAGCAGCUCAGGCCUGACGUCGGAUGGCUACCUGUGUGCCGACGGCCAGCCGGCAGGCAGCAGGGACUACGAGGAACAUCAGUACGUCAACACCCAAAGUCUGGAAAACCUGGAUGUCCUGGCGCAGGGCCCCAACGGACACAGAGGGCCCCGGGUCCCCGAAAGUCCCAAAAAGGACCUCUUUGACAUGAGGCCCUUCGAGGACGCCCUGAAGCUCCACGAGGCCUGCGGCGGACCUGCGGCGGGGGCAGGCGCCCCGGUCCUGGAGGACCAGUGGCCCAGCCCCCCGCGCCGGCGGGCCCCCGUGGCCCCCAACGAGGAGCAGCUCCGAAGGGAGGCGUGGUACCACAGCCGCAUGAGCCGGCGGGACGCGGAGAAGCUCCUGGUCCGGGACGGAGACUUCCUGGUCCGGGAGAGCACCACCAACCCGGGGCAGUACGUGCUGACCGGCAUGCACUGCGGGCUGCCCAAACACCUGCUGCUGGUGGACCCAGAGGGAGUGGUCCGAACCAAAGACAUGUUGUUCGAGAGCAUAAGCCACCUCAUCGCGUACCACCUGAAGAACGAGCUGCCUAUCGUGGCAGCGGAGAGUGAGCUCCACCUGAAGCAGGUGGUCCGGAGGAAACCGUGAGCCCGAACACGGGCAAGAGCUGAAUUCUUGGCUUGCCAUGCAAACAAAAAUAUGAACUGAUAUGGAAACCAUUUAUUCCCGAUGGAUCUCCGCGAACAAUUCCACUACAGAGACUGUGGCGUCUAUUUUUUUUUUGCCUACCAGGAACCACCGAACUACCCCGGGCCUGCAGGAUUCCAGAAAAGAAUCGUCAACCGAUGUCAGAAAAUGAGAGCGAUUGAAGUUUGUAGGGGAACUUUAGGAAAUCAAACAUGGAUUUGAUUCACAGCGAAGUCCUACAAAGUAAAAGCGAAGCACCUCCAGUGGACCUCGGCUCAGAAUCACUCAGUCACGGGUCAUUCACAGGACAAACAAUGGUCAUUGCCAGAACGAAACUCUGAACACAAAGAACAAAUCUGGCACGGACCACUUUUCCAUAAGACUCAAGAUGUCAGGUGACUCUGUGGUUUAUUUCUCUAAAUGCAAGACGUGAAAAUACCGCAAGGAAAUUGAAGAAAUGUGUUUUUCCGUGGGAUGUAAAGACUGUUUAGUGUUACAUGUUCUGCAGCACCUGACUCUGAGAUGGCACAAUGAAAAGACUCUGAGCACGAGUCAGUGCUGGAUUCAUCAAAGAGUCACACAUCCUUCUUCCCCUUUCUGGCUUCGUUUCUGCGUGAUAAUCCAUUCACCAAGUCCCAGUUAAAAGAACAAGUAUUGAUACUAUCAUCAUAUAAUACCUUGUCUUGAAAUGCGUCAUCACGUCUACCAUGAAUGUCAGUAGUGUGUGGUUGUGCGGGCGGUUUAUAAUUCGUUGAAGCUAUGCUUGUGGUAUCAGCCUGUGGACAUUAUUGGUCGAAUUUAUAAUAACAUCAAGCCCUGGAUUAAAAACUCAUACACACACAAACGCAGUAUAUCCACACCAGUAUUCCCACAGCCUCUCCAACUUCAGUGCCUUACUAAGUACAGAGCGUAUUAGAGUGUAUAUAAUGUGCAUUUAUGCUCCUAAUGCAAAACACUAGUUUUCUCGCCAUGCCAAUGAAUGACUGGACAAGCUUCAGGACGAUCAAGCUCUUGUGAACAGUCGAGCAAGCGGCUCUCGUAUUUUGGCCCAAAUGUUUAAUACUGUCCUAUCGUAUCAUGGCUGCUGUGUAUGCGCUCCUCUACAGUGAUUGAUAUAGAAGAAAGGGGACUUAGACACGAAAUAAAAUAAUAAAUACUUUGUCAGGGAAAGGCACCAUUUUGUUAAUUGUCCAAGGCCCACACGUGUGUGUGUGUGUGUGUGUGUGUGUGUGUGUGUGUGUGUGUGUACUUACUAGUGAAUGACUUGCAGUGACAGUACGCCUCGCCGGUCUAAUACCAAAAACUCCUACUAGAGGGAGGUCACAUACGGUUUUCAUUUCUCUUGGUCUUAAGUAACAUAUCUCUAAGGGUUCACUGUUCUUUGCUGCAGCCUCGUGAAUGCACAGAGACGAGGCUUUUGCUGAGGUCCAAACGGUCAAUGGGAUUAUUUUUCAGAUCUCUCCCUUUUGCUUUCUCAGGAAUUUAUUGGAUCUGUUCUUUGAUUAAUGGCUUUUUGUCAAUAAAACUAAAAUAGGGUGCAA